Molecule: messenger RNA, 3671 nt
Organism: Strigops habroptila (Kakapo)
Lineage: Eukaryota; Metazoa; Chordata; Aves; Psittaciformes; Psittacidae
Gene: BLMH
Product: bleomycin hydrolase
Exons: 12
Coding region: 1446-2813 (455 amino acids)
Biological process (GO): proteolysis; response to toxic substance; L-homocysteine catabolic process
Cellular component (GO): cytoplasm
Molecular function (GO): cysteine-type aminopeptidase activity
Source: RefSeq, a predicted model, not a curated record
GUAAGUAUUUGUUUAUUCACACAACUUCCAAAUGAACCCCCUUCCUUAAGCCUUAGCUUAAGGCUUAAACCAGAAGAGCACCCAGCAUGCUUCCUGGAGCUGAAUGCAGCUCAGGCGAAUUCAACUCACUUGGGUUUUUUUUUAACCUGUAGGGUGAUUUUCCCUUUCUUCUUUUCAUUUUGCUGCAGGUGAAGACCACAAGGUUCCUGCACACACCCAGAAAUCGUAAUUUCUACUGUUGGAAUGAAGCCCUUGAGUGAGAUGUUGAGAUAAAGCACUGAAACAAGUUUUUUGGGGUCAAGUUUAUAUGAUCUUUUCAAAACAUAAUUGGUUCUUUGCAUCUGUUCAGUCUAACCUACCGCUUAGAGCACUGCCAUGGGGGGUGGACUGCGGGAGCUGCUGCCAGAUCUUGCCUUCCAUCCUUCUUCCUACAAAGCACACAUGUGCAGUCAGGCCUGCGGGUUGUGCAUCGGUCUACUGAGGAAUCCAUGCUGUGUUGCCACAGAUAAUGAUGUUGAUGCACACGGAUAGCGAGGUAUUGAGCUGGCAGCUGUUUUCUUGCCCCUAUCUUAUAACACCAGACGGCGUCAGGGGUGGCAGCCACACAACUUGGGUAUCCUGUGGGCAUCUCAGCUCCUGCUGGCCAAGGUGAAAGCUGCCUGGUGCUCAGCACUGCUCCUGUCUCCCUGGGCUGAGAUCGGAGCUUGGGGCAGCCCCAAGUGCUGGAUGACAGUGGAAAUUCCAGUGUGAAUGCUCUCCAUCCCUCCCCUCAGCAAUAACGCCACUCCAGCGCUCUCCUCAAGGUCCUGGCAAGCUUUUCAGACCUCAUCACGUCUCGGGAUGGUACAUUACUGCCAAUAAACUCCGCGUGCUGUAAAUUAAUUCGCUCCUGUGAUGUGCAAACACUCUUCUCGGCGGAGCAGCGCUGUUACUCAACAGGAAGCAUCCGCAGCCUGACCCGGAGCGUGUCCUUGACUAACGUUCACAAGCACCGCGCAACAGCGGCGCUCCGGGCGCCGGGCCCCCACACGGCCGGCUGCGGGGCCGCGUUCGGCCCGGAUCAGGGGGUGACACCGGGGGGGGGGGGGCAGUGGGGGUGCCCCGUCCCGCACACAACCGGCGGGUUCGCCCCGCGCUGCCUCAGGCGGCGCCGCGGAACGUUCUAGGGCCGCGGGCGGGGCGAGGGGCGCGCGGAGCACCCCCCCACCGCCGCCGCGACGCGCGCAACCGCCUCAAGCUUGUCCCUCGCGGCGCGCCGUCCGCCCACCGCGCCAAGCUCCCCCUUCCCACCUCCCCCGGCCGGUGCCGUACGGGGCCAACCCCCCCCCCCUUCCGGCUUCCGGUGCCGGGUCUAUAAGAACCGCUUCCGCCUCGGCGCGCGCGACGUGCGGUGGGCCCGGACGCGGGGCGGCAGUUUCCGUGCGGGAGCUCGCGCCGCCUGUGCCAUGAACGCCCGCGGGCUGAGCACGGAGAAGGCCGCCGCCUUCACCCGGCGGCUGCGGGCCGAGCCGCAGUUCCUGCUAGCCCAGAACGUGGCGACAUGCAACGACCCGCUGGAGGUGUGCCUGCAGCGGCAGGUGGUGCAGGACACGGUGCAGGUCUUCCAGCACGCCGUGCCCGCCGAGGGCAAGCCCGUCACCAACCAGAAGAACUCCGGGAGAUGCUGGAUUUUCUCGUGUCUCAAUGCAAUGCGUCUUCCUUUCAUGAAGAAAUACAACAUUGAAGAGUUUGAAUUCAGCCAGUCCUAUCUCUUUUUCUGGGAUAAGGUGGAACGUUGUUACUACUUUUUAAAUGCCUUUGUGGAAACAGCUCAGCAGAAUGAGCCUGUGGAAGGCAGGCUGGUGCAGUUCCUGCUCGCCAACCCCACGAAUGAUGGUGGACAGUGGGAUAUGUUGGUUAACAUUAUUGAAAAGUACGGUGUUGUCCCCAAGAAAAACUUCCCGGAGUCUCAUACCACAGAGGCUACUAGAAGGAUGAAUGAGAUCUUGAAUCAUAAGAUGAGAGAGUACUGUUUGCGGCUAAGAAACAUGGUGGAGAGUGGAACAAUGAAAGGAGAACUUUGUGCUGCAAUGGACACAAUGAUAGAAGAGGUAUUCAGAAUAGUGAGUACUUGCCUGGGCAACCCUCCGGAGACUUUCUGCUGGGAGUUCCGGGAUAAGGAGAAGAACUACCACAAAUAUGGCCCCAUGACACCGGUGCAGUUCUACAAUGAGCAUGUGAAGCCUUACUUCAACAUGGAGGACAAGAUUUGUCUAGUGAAUGAUCCUCGGCCUCAGAAUCCAUACAACAGGCUGUACACGGUGGAGUACCUGGGCAACAUGGCAGGAGGGAGGAAAACACUCUACAACAACCAGCCUGUGGAUGUCCUGAAAAAACUAGCUGCAGCAUCCAUUAAGGAUGGCGAGGCCGUGUGGUUUGGCUGUGAUGUUGCAAAGCACUUCUAUAGCAAGCUGGGAAUCAAUGACUUGAAUAUAUAUAACCAUGAGCUGGUGUUUGGUGUCUCUGUCAAGAACUUGAACAAAGCAGAACGGCUAAUCUUUGGGGAAUCCAUGAUGACCCAUGCCAUGGUGCUGACAGCUGUCACUGAGAAGGAUGGGCAAGAAGAUGCAUUUGAAAAAUGGAGAGUGGAAAACUCUUGGGGUGAAGACCGUGGUAAUAAAGGUUACCUGAUCAUGACUGAUGACUGGUUUUCUGAGUACGUGUAUGAAGUGGUGGUGGACAAGAAGCAUGUACCAGAAGACAUCCUGGCAGUGAUGGAGCAGGAACCAAUUGUUUUGCCAGCGUGGGACCCUAUGGGGGCUUUAGCCAAGUGAAUAUUUGCCUCUUAACGGUCAACCAGAAGUAGAUGCAAUAGAGAAUUCCAGUGGUUGGAAGCCAUAGCCAAAUGAUAAUGUGACCAAGCCCUCAGCAUGGUCCAUAUUCUUGAAAUGUAAGUUAAGGAUCAUUGGGAAAUAGCGCUUUACUGACUCGCCUGAAUGAAGCUCUCGGACAGGCUGCUCCAAAAGCUAAAAAGGGGAAAGGCAAAACCUCAUCAUGGAAAAGUAUUACAAGUGCUGCCAAUGGCACUUUGAUUUCACCUGAAAUUCUGAAUAGAAAUCACCGUAGUAACUUAAAAUUACGUAGACCAGUGUUUUCCCUAGCGAAGAUGGCCAUUAAAGGCCCUUUAGAAUUGCCAGCUAAGUGAUUGUUAGAACAAAUACACUGAGAUCCUUAUAAAUUAACCAUCCAUAGUCUGGCUUGUACCGUAAAAGAAUGCCCAAAAGAUUUUAUAUAUUUACACUUUUAGACGUGCUGAAGUUUUGGAGGGGACAAAAGAAUUGAAACUGCUAAAAAUUACCUUUUUGAAAAUGCUAUUUUCCAGCAGAAAUGGGGGGAGGGGGGUGUUUGGAAUCUGUUUCCUUGAGGUUUCCUGUUUCACUUGUUUUUAUUCUUCCAUCAUUGAGCUAGGACUGGAUAACCCACGUCAAGGCCCAGUGCCAUGUCUGUGUGCACAGGAGCGCUAUUUUCCAGUUACAUUAGCAAGAACAACCAUAAGUAUGUUCCCAGGUGGAGUUAGUGUCAUGCUCAACAGAAAAAAAAACCCCCAAUGUUUUAAUUGCUGCAUUUUAUUUGGAUGUUUUAAAAACCAAGAUGGUGCUAUGAAGCUUUUGAAUAAACACUUUCUAAAGUGA